UGAAACCACAAGAUUCUUUCAGCGACUUUUCAUCGAUUUUCUGGGUCCGUAUCCCCGCUCGAGAAGUGGAAACAUCGGGAUAUUUAUCGUCUUAGAUCAUUUUUCUAAAUUCGUCUUCCUAAAACCCGUGAAAAAGAUAAAUGCAGACAUCGUGAUUAAAUAUUUAGAACAUGAACUCUUUAUGACCUUUGGCGUCCCCGAAACUAUUGUGUCGGACAACGGUUCCCAAUUCCGAUCGAUGGCGUUCCAGAAACUCCUUCGCCAAUUCGGAAUUUCUCACACCUUAACAGCCGUUCAUUCGCCCCAAGCCAACGCCUCUGAGCGAGUGAAUCGAUCCAUCAUCGUGGGAAUAAGGGCUUACGUAUGUCCCGAUCAAAGGAACUGGGAUGAGGGUUUGAGCAAAAUUUGCUGUGCACUGCGCUCUUCCAUUCAUUCUAGUAUUGGAACCACCCCAUAUUAUAUGGCAUUCGGCCAACAGAUGGUGACUUCCGGCAAUACGUAUUCCCUGUUGAGGAAGCUAAACAUGCUAGACGAUCGGUCUGUGAUGUAUAACCGACAGGAUUCGUUCGAGUUAAUCCGAGAAGAAGCCACCAAACAGAUGCAGAAGGCGCACGAGCGCAACGAAAAUCGUUACAAUUUGCGCUCACGAGUAGUAACUUUCAGCGAAGGGCAGGAAGUCUUUCGUCGCAACUUUAAACAAAGCUGUUUCAAAACAGGGUUCAACGCAAAGUUAGGUCCGGCGUUUAUCAAAGCACGCGUAAGGAAGAAGAUCGGUAAGUCCUACUACGAGCUAGAGGAUUUGCAAGGCCAAAGGAUAGGAGUCUACCAUGCCAAGGAUAUCCGUCAAUAGCGUCCCUUCAGGCGGUAUCAGACUAGGGAAUACCCUAGUCUGAUUGUGGGAGGGGGAGUUUGUAACGGCGCCUGAAGCGACCUAUACUUAAAGCAAACAAAGAGUCGAAUUUGAAAUGUAACCGUCGAUAAAUAAGCAAAAAUAUCCCAUUUAUCUAGAGAUGCCACGUAGGCGAAUCAUCGGCCAGCUGAUCGCGAAUUGAUCGGGACUGGUCACUCUAAGAGAGGGUUAGAA
This is a messenger RNA of Drosophila bipectinata, 1084 nucleotides long. The record is from RefSeq and is a predicted model, not a curated record. NCBI's taxonomy places the organism in Eukaryota, Metazoa, Arthropoda, Insecta, Diptera, Drosophilidae.